AUGGCGCCGGCCCUGCCCCGCCUGCUGAGCGCGGUCUCCGCAGGUGCUUGGCCCAGGCCGCUCGGGCUGCGCCUCCUCGAGGCGGCGACCCCGGGCCCGGCCGGGCCGAGCUGCAGGACUCUGGGGAGCGCCACGGCCCCCGCCGCGAGCCAGCCGGAGGGCCCCGGCGACCUCCAGGACAGGGUCCUCAGUGAGCCGCUCAAACACGCCGACUUCUUCAACGUCAAGGAGCUGUUUUCUGUGAGGAGCCUCUUCAAUGCCCGGGUGCACCUGGGACACAAAGCCGGCUGUCGGCACAGGUUCAUGGAGCCCUACAUCUUCGGGACCCGCCUGGGCCAGGACAUCAUUGACCUGGAGCAGACGGCCGAGCACCUGCAGCUGGCCUUGAACUUCACGGCCCACGUGGCCUACCGCAAGGGCAUCAUCUUGUUCGUGGGCCGCAACCGCCAGUUCUCACACCUGAUCGAGGACACGGCCCGGGCCUGUGGCGAAUACGCCCACACCCGCUACUUCAAGGGCGGGCUGCUGACCAACGCGCCCCUCCUGCUGGGCCCCGGGGUCCGCCUGCCGGACCUUCUCAUCUUCCUGCACACGCUCAACAACGUCUUCGAGCCCCACGUGGCCGUGAGAGACGCCGCCAAGAUGAACAUCCCCACGGUGGGCGUCGUGGACACCAACUGCAACCCCUGCCUCAUCACGUACCCCGUGCCCGGCAACGACGACUCACCCCCGGCCGUCCAGCUGUUCUGCUCGCUGUUCCGGGCCACCGUCAACCGGGCCAAGGAGAAGCGGAGGCAGGUCGAGGCCCUGUAUCGACUGCAGAGCCAGGAAGGGGCCCAGGGCCGGGAUCCUGCCGACCCUCCAUCCCCGGGGACCCAGGCUCGGCGGGAUGUGGGUCGUCAACGUGACGUGUCCGCUCUUCUUCCAAAUAAAAACAGCAGCCAAGCCCGGCCGGCGUGGCUCAGUGGAUGGAGCUCGUCCCAUGGAGGUGCGGACGGUGAAGGCAGGCACGCGGAGAAGCUGGUGGAGCACCUGGUGCCAGCCUUCCCGGGCAGCAACCUCUCCUACGUCACCAUCUUCCUGUGCACCUACCGGACCUUCACCACCACCCAGCAGGUCCUGGACCUGCUGUUCAGGAGUGCCAUCUCCUCCAUCCUGGGCACCUGGCUGGACCAGUAUUCGGAGGACUUCUGCCAGCCCCCGGACUUCCCCUGCCUCAAGCAGCUGGUGGCCUACGUGCAGCUCAACAUGCCUGGCUCCGACCUGGAGCGCCGUGCCCACCUCCCCCAGGCUCGGCUGGAGCGCCGUGCCCACCUCCCCCUGGCUCGGCUGGAGCGCCAUGCCCACCUCCCCCUGGCUCGGCUGGAGCGCCGUGCCCACCUCCCCCUGGCUCGGCUGGAGCGCCGUGCCCACCUCCCCCAGGCUCGGCUGGAGCGCCGUGCCCACCUCCCCCAGGCUCGGCUGGAGCGCCGUGCCCACCUCCCCCUGGCUCGGCUGGAGCGCCGUGCCCACCUCCCCUGGCUCGGCUGGAGCGCCGUGCCCACCUCCCCCUGGCUCGGCUGGAGCGCCGUGCCCACCUCCCCCUGGCUCGGCUGGAGCGCCGUGCCCACCUCCCCCUGGCUCGGCUGGAGCGCCGUGCCCACCUUCUCCAGGCUCGGCUGGAGUGCCGUGCCCACCUCCUCUUGA
This is a messenger RNA of Molossus molossus (Pallas's mastiff bat), 1686 nucleotides long. RefSeq names its product mitochondrial ribosomal protein S2 (gene MRPS2). Gene Ontology annotation, biological process: translation. The record is from RefSeq and is a predicted model, not a curated record. Lineage: Eukaryota; Metazoa; Chordata; Mammalia; Chiroptera; Molossidae. Gene Ontology annotation, molecular function: structural constituent of ribosome. Gene Ontology annotation, cellular component: mitochondrial small ribosomal subunit; ribosome.